This is a messenger RNA of Galeopterus variegatus (Sunda flying lemur), 5624 nucleotides long. RefSeq names its product zonadhesin (gene ZAN). The annotation marks the transcript as partial. The record is from RefSeq and is a predicted model, not a curated record. NCBI's taxonomy places the organism in Eukaryota, Metazoa, Chordata, Mammalia, Dermoptera, Cynocephalidae. Gene Ontology annotation, cellular component: membrane. The transcript is spliced from 33 exons.
AUGGCUCCUCCAGUCUGGACUCUGGUGCUGCUGGUGGGGGCUACCUGGAGUCAGGGAGACAUGCCUGCCCCUGUCCGGAGUGAGAAGACUCCAGACUGGAAAGCAGUCACUCGCAGCUCCACGGACGACACUGUUCUCACCCAGUGUGAUUUUGAGGAUGACUCCAAACCCCUCUGUGACUGGUCCCAAAUGACUGGAGAUGACGGGGACUGGAUUCGAGCCAGUGGGCCCUCCUCCACUGGCACCACCGGGCCCUCCGGCGGGUACCCCAAUGGAGAGGGCAAAUACCUGCACAUGGAAUCGAGCGCCUUCCACCGGGGCGGAGUGGCCCGCCUGCGCAGCCCUUACCUGUGGGAGCAGGGCCCUUUCUGUGUGCACUUCGCCUACCACAUGUUUGGGCUGUCGUGGGGCACCCAGCUCAGACUGCUACAGCUCGCGGGCACACAGGGCAACCGCCCUUCUGUGCUCUGGAGACACAUAAACACCCAGAGCCCAUCAUGGAUGCCCACCGCUGUCACUGUGCCUGCGGGGUUUGCCCUGCCCAGCCAGCUGAUCUUUGAGGGAGUGAGGGGCAGCAGUGCUUAUCUGGACAUCUCACUGGAUGCCAUCUCUAUCCAUCGAGGCUCCUGCAAUCGGGUCUGCCUGCUGCAGGUAUGCAACUUUGACAUUCCAAAUGACCUCUGUGGCUGGAGUUGGGUCCCAACUGCCUCUGGGGCCAAGUGGACCCAGAAGAAGGGGUCAUCAGGGAAGCCAGGAGUGGGGCCUAAUGAUGACUUCUCUAGCCCUGGCAGUGGCUACUACAUGCUCCUGGACCCCAAGAAUGCCAAAGAGAGCCAGAAAGCUGUCCUCCUGAGCCCCCGGAGCCAGUCUUCUGGCUGUCUGAGCCUUACCUUCCACUAUACCCUCUGGGGCCAGUCUCCUGGUGCAGCUCUCCUCGUCUAUGCUUCAGUCUUGGGCAGCAUCCGGAAACACAGUCUUUUCUCAGGACAACCUGGACCCAAAUGGCAGCUUGCUUCUGUUAAUUACACAGGACUAGGACAGAUACAGUUCACUGUGGUGGGUGUGUUUGGAAAGUCCCCGGAGCCAGCUGUGGCAGUGGAUGCAAUCAGCAUCGCUCCCUGUGGGGAGAGCUUUCCUCAGUGUGACUUUGAAGAUGAUGCCCAUCCCUUCUGUGACUGGUUCCAGACAUCAGGGGAUGGUGGAUACUGGGUCCGGGGAAGUAAAACUAUACCCAUCCAGGGCAAAGGCUCCUCAGGAGAUGCCCCUAAUGGAGGAGCUCACUAUAUCUACUUUGAGGCUGGCAAGUUCUCCCAGGCGGGGCAGUCUGUUGGACUGGUGAGCCGGCCCUUCUGUGCCCCGGGUGACAUCUGUGUGAAGUUUGCUUACCACAUGUAUGGCCUUGGAGAAGGCACCAUGCUCAAGCUCCUGCUGGGGAGUCCUGCGGGUAGUACCCCGAUUUCUUUCUGGGGCCGCAUUGGGUCUCAGAGCCCUGACUGGAUGAACACCUCUGUCACCAUCCCAUCGGGAUAUCAACAGCCCAUGCAGCUGAUUUUUAAGGCCACCAGGGGUAGCAACGCUGCCUUUGUUGUUGCUCUGGGUUUCAUCUUGGUCAAUCACGGGACCUGUCGAGCCUCUGUGCCAAUAGUGCUUCCUACCAUAUCUCCAGUUCCCCCUUCUGAAACCACCGUCCUCACAGAAAAACCCAUAGUCCCCACAGAAAAGCCCACCAUGCCAACUGAAAAGCCCACAGUCUCCACUGAAAGGCCCACCAUCCCCACCGAAAAACCCACCAUCCCCACCGAAAAACCCACCAUCCCCACUGAAAAACCCACCAUCCCCACCGAAAAACCCACCAUCCCCACCGAAAAACCCACCAUCCCCACCGAAAAACCCACCAUCCCCACCGAAAAACCCAUCGUCCCCACCGAAAAGCCCACCAUGCCAACUGAAAAGCCCACAGUCUCCACUGAAAGGCCCACCAUCCCCACCGAAAAACCCACCGUCCCCACCGAAAAACCCACCGUCCCCACCGAAAAACCCACCGUCCCCACUGAAAAACCCUCCAUCCCCACAGGAAAACCCACUGUCCCCACCGAAAAACCCACCGUCCCCACCCAAAAACCCACCGUCCCCACCCAAAAACCCACCGUCCCCACCCAAAAACCCACCGUCCCCACCCAAAAACCCACCAUCCCCACUGAAAAACCCUCCAUCCCCACAGGAAAACCCACCGUCCCCACCCCAAAACCCACCGUCCCCACCCAAAAACCCACCGUCCCCACUGAAAAACCCACUGUCCCCACUGAAAAGCCCACUCCUACGACACCCCACCCCAGCCCUGCAACAACAAUCUUGGUGGUGCCCCCACAUGCUCCAAGUGCCCCCACGACCAGCGCAGCUCUGGGCACCACAACAACCCUGAGACCUACUACAGUGAGCUGCCCUCCAGAUGCUCACUAUGAACCCUGUACCUGCCCUGCUUCCUGCGAGAGCCCCAGGCCCAGCUGCGGGCUCCUCUGCAGGCCAGGCUGCGUCUGCAAUCCUGGCUUUUUGUUUAGUAACAACCGCUGCAUCAGUGCCUCUUCCUGCAGUUGCUUCUACAACAACAACUCCUAUGUGCCUGGGGCAGAGUGGUUCAACCCCAGCUGCACAGAACAUUGCCGCUGCAUGCCUGGCAUUAGGAUCGAGUGCCAGAUCUCUCAGUGCAAGACAAACACACUGUGCCAGCUGAAGAAUGGCCAGUACGGAUGCCAUCCCUACGUAGGCGCUGCCACCUGCAUGGUCUAUGGAGACCCUCAUUAUGUCACCUUUGAUGGGAGGCACUUAGGCUUCAUGAGCAAAUGCACCUACAUCUUGGCCCAGCCCUGUGGCAACUCAACAGCCCCAUUCUUCAGGGUGACAGCCAAGAAUGAGGAACGAGGGCAGGAAGGCGUGUCCUGCCUGAGCAAAGUCUAUGUGACCCUGCCUGAGACCACCAUCACCCUGCUCAAAGGCAAACACACGCUGGUUGGGGGUCAGCGAGUCACCCUCCCAGCCAUGCUUUCUAAAGGCAUCUUCUUGGGUCCAGUUGGGAGAUUUGUGGAGCUGCAGACUGUGUUUGGUUUGCGGGUGAGAUGGGAUGGCGACCGAGAGCUGUAUGUGACUGUGUCCAGCACCUACUCGGGCACACUCUGUGGCUUCUGUGGAAACUAUGAUGGCAACAGUGACAAUGACAACUUGAAGCCUGAUGGUAACCCAGCAGGAGAUGAGGAGGAGCUGGGGAACAGCUGGCAGACAGCUGACGACAAGGACGAGGACAAGGAGUGCCAGAAGAACCUGGUGAAUCCCCCGUCGUGUGACGCAGCCUUGCAGAGCAGCAUGUCGGGGCCAGAGUUCUGUGGGCGGCUCGUGGACUCCCGUGGACCAUUUGAGGUGUGUCUGCUCCACCUGAAGGCCACUCCCUACUUUGACAAUUGUGUGUUCGACAUGUGCAACUUCCAGGGGAUGCAGCCGAUGCUGUGUGCCCAGAUGUCGGCUAUGACCAUGCGCUGCCAGGAUGCCGGUCAUGCCGUGAAGCCCUGGCGGGGGCCCCAGUUCUGCCCUCUGGCCUGCCCGCCCAACAGCAAGUACUCCCUGUGCUCCAAGCCAUGCCCUGACACCUGCCAUUCAGGAUUCUCUGGUAUGUACUGCCCAGACCAGUGUGUGGAGGCCUGCGAGUGCAACCCGGGCUUCGUCCUCAGUGGCCUCGAGUGUGUCCCCCGAUCCCAGUGUGGGUGCAUCGACCCCACAGGGAGCUACUUCAAGGUAGGAGAGCAUUGGUACAAGCCGGGCUGCACACAACUCUGUGUUUGUGAAGCCAGCAACAAAAUUCGCUGCCAGCCCUGGAGGUGUAAUGCCCAGGAGUUCUGUGGCAAGCAGGAUGGCGUCUAUGGCUGCCAGGCCCAAAGUUCUGCCACCUGCACUGCCUCAGGUGACCCCCACUACCUGACAUUUGAUGGAGCCCUGCACCACUUCAUGGGCACCUGCACCUAUGCCUUGACCCGGCCUUGCUUCACCAGAUCCGGACAGAACUACUUUGUUGUCAGUGCCACAAACGAGAACCGCAAUGGGAACUUAGAGGUCUCCUACGUCAGGGCCGUCCACGUGCAGGUCUUCAAGCUCAGAAUCUCACUGAUCAAAGGGCGCAAGGUCGUGCUGAAUGGCCAUCGGGUGGCCCUACCCAUGUGGCUUAUGGGAGGCCGGGUGACCAUGAGGCUCAGUGGCUCCUUUAUCCUCCUCCACACAAACUUCGGGCUUCAGGUUCGCUAUGAUGGGAACCACUUGGUGGGAGUGACGGUGCCUUCCUCCUAUGCUGGCCAGCUCUGCGGGCUGUGCGGGAACUACAACAACAACAGCCUGGAUGACAAUCUGCUCCCAGAUAGAAAGCCUGCAGGCAGCUCACUCCAGCUGGGAGCUGCCUGGAAGAUACCUGAAUCCUCUGAACCUGGCUGCUUCAACAUGGGUGGCAAACUCUCCAGCUGCAAAAGGGACAACAUGGCAGACGCCUGGAAGAAGAACUGUGAGAUCUUAAUGAACCCUCUGGGACCCUUUUCUCAGUGCCACCAGGUGGUGCCCCCCCAUUCCAGCUUCACCAGCUGCGUUCACGGUCAGUGUGGGACCAAGGGCGACACCACGGCCCUGUGCCGCUCCCUGCAGGCCUACGCGUCCCUGUGCGCCCAGGCCGGCCAGGCCCCCAUGUGGCGGAACAGCACCUUCUGCCCUCUGAGGUGCCCGUCUGGCAGCAGCUACAGCCCGUGCACCAGCCCCUGCCCAGCCACCUGCCUCAGCCUGGAUGCCCCCAUGGACUGCCCCACAGCACUGCCCUGUGUCGAGGGCUGUGAAUGCCAGAAAGGCUACAUCCUGAGCGGAACCACCUGUGUGCCCCUCAGCCAGUGUGGCUGCACCGACCCGAGGGGCUUCUACCACCUGGUCGGGGAGAGUUGGUACACAGAGAACACCUGCACCAGGCUCUGCACCUGCUCUGUUCACAACAACAUCACUUGCCUCCAAACCACCUGCAAACCUAACAAGAUGUGCUGGCCCCUGGAUGGUCUGCUCCUCUGCCGGGCCUCAGGUAUGGGAGUGUGCCGGGUCUCAGGGGAAUCCCAGUAUGUGAGCUUCGAUGGCAGUCGCCAUCCUCUCCAGGGCACAUGCACUCACGUGGUGAUGAAAGUGUGUCACCCCAGCAUGGACCUGCCUUUCUUCAAGAUCAGUGCUGAGAAUGAGGAAGGUGGGACUGGGGCUUUCCACCUUCGCCAGGUCUACGUUGACAUCUAUGAUUCCCAGAUCAUCCUGCAGAAGGACCACCAAGUGCUGAUCAAUGACAAACAGGUCACCCUUCCUGCGGCUUCCCAGAUCCGAGGGGUCAAUAUCUACGCCAAAGGCAUCUACACCGUAGUCAACAUUAGGAUCGGAGUGCAAGUCAAGUUUGAUGGCAGUCGGUUCUUAGAGAUCGAAAUCCCUGCAGCCUAUUAUGGAAAGGUCUGUGGUAUAUGUGGGAACUUCAAUGGUGAGGAAGAGGAUGAGUUAAUGAUGCCCAGCGAUGAGCUAGCCCACAAUGACAGUGAAUUCGUGAAUAGUUGGAAAGAUAAGGACAUUGACCCCAG